AUGCGUCAACUGCUCCAGGAACACACCAUGGAGAUCAGGCCAAUGGUAGCCCUGCGUGCUGCCCUAGUAGGCGGUGUAGCUGCAUUCGCAAAGAUCGCCGGGGCGAUGAAAGCUGCAGGCGGCGUGAAGGUUGGUGCGGCAGCUGCAGCCAUGACAGCCGCAGCGACGGCUGCCGUAUCAGGAAAAGACGCGGCUGGUUCUAAGCAAAAGCUCCCUUUCAGCAUUGCUUGCAAUCUGUAUGUGUCAUCUGUUUUUCUGCUUGGUGAUGGUGGUGCCUAUCCAGGGCUCACACAAUGGAUGGUGGUGGCGGGGGGGCAGCACCCGAAUGAGGUGACGCUGGUUGCGGCGCUGUCGGCGAUCGGGCAGAUGGGACUGCUAGCGCUGGGAAGGAGGGUGCAUCGGUAUGUUGCAGAUGGUGGUGUUGGUGGAAGCGUUAGCUUGGCGAAUGCGCUGAUCGACAUGUUUGGGAAAUUCGGGUGCGUGCCCUCUGCCAGGGAGGUUUUCGACGGCAUGGCAGUCAAGGAUGUGUACUCCUGGACGACCAUGGUUAACGUUUAUGCAAAGUGCGGCUACUUGGAGAGUGCAGCCCAACUGUUUGAGGAUAUGCCUAGGAGGAACGCAGUUUCUUGGAGUUGCAUGAUCGCUGCUUACUCACAGGCAAAUCAGCCUGAGGAAGCAGUGAGGUUGUUUAAAAAGAUGAUUGAAGAAAAUGUUGAGCCGAUUAAUGCUACCCUUGUAAGCGUGCUUCCGGCCUGUGCUCAGUUGGGUUGCCUGGAUCUUGGUAGGUGGAUAUAUGAUAACUACAUUGUCAGUGGUAAGGCUGUACUUACCGUGAAUUUAGGUAAUGCAUUCAUUGAUAUGUAUGCAAAAUGUGGAGAUUUGGAUGCAGCAUCAAGAUUAUUUGCUGAGAUGGGAGAGAGAAAUGUAGUGAGUUGGAAUUCGAUUGUCAUGGCCCAUGCUGUGCACGGUCAGUCUGAACAAGUCCUUCAUCUCUUUGAGCAGUUGAAAGGAACAGGUAUUGUGCCUGAUGAGAUCACAUUCCUUGGGCUACUUUCUGCCUGCAGUCAUAGUGGAUUAGUUUCAGAAGGGAAGCGGUAUUUUAAAGAAAUGAAAAUGGGCUAUCAGAUUGAACCUAAAGCAGAACACUAUGCAUGCAUGAUUGAUCUUUUGGGGAAAAGUGGACUUCUUGAAGAGGCACUCGAAGUUGCAAAGGGUAUGCCAAUGGAAGCUGGUGAGGCCGGUUGGGGUGCUCUUUUGAAUGCAUGCAGAGUGCAUGGCAAUGUAGAGAUUGGUGAAUUUGCUGCAGAUAAGCUAGUAAAACUCGAUCCAGUGGACAGUGGAAUCUAUGUACUCAUGUGCCAAAUAUAUGCAAGUAAAAGUAAAUGGGAUCAGGUGAAGAUGCUGAGGAUGUUGAUGAGAGAUAAAGGGGUAAAGAAGAACCCUGGAUGUAGUUCUAUUGAGGUGGAUGGAAAAUUUCAUGAGUUUUUGGCAGCAGAUGUUUCACAUGUUCAUUCAGAAGUUAUUUAUGCAGCAUUAAAGAACAUUUAUUACCAUUUAAAAUUGGAAGGUUAUGUUCCUCUGACUUGA
Molecule: messenger RNA, 1587 nt
Organism: Triticum turgidum subsp. durum (durum wheat)
Lineage: Eukaryota; Viridiplantae; Streptophyta; Magnoliopsida; Poales; Poaceae
Source: the annotation of a GenBank genome assembly